Molecule: messenger RNA, 2244 nt
Organism: Pipistrellus nathusii (Nathusius's pipistrelle)
Lineage: Eukaryota; Metazoa; Chordata; Mammalia; Chiroptera; Vespertilionidae
Source: the annotation of a GenBank genome assembly
AUGGCGUCCAAAGUCACUGAUGCUAUAGUCUGGUAUCAAAAAAAAAUCGGAGCAUAUGAUCAACAAAUAUGGGAAAAAUCUGUUGAACAAAGAGAAAUCAAGGGACUAAGGAAUAAACCAAAGAAAACAGCGCAUGUGAAACCAGACCUCAUAGAUGUUGAUCUUGUGAGAGGGUCUGCAUUUGCUAAGGCAAAACCUGAAAGUCCUUGGACUUCUCUGACUAGAAAAGGGAUUGUUCGAGUUGUAUUUUUUCCCUUUUUCUUCCGGUGGUGGCUACAAGUAACAUCAAAAGUCAUCUUUUUCUGGCUUCUUGUCCUUUAUCUUCUUCAAGUUGCCGCAAUAGUAUUGUUCUGUUCCGCUUCCAGCCCACAUAACAUACCUCUGACAGAAGUGAUUGGGCCGAUAUGGCUGAUGCUGCUCCUGGGAACUGUGCACUGCCAGAUUGUUUCAACAAGAACACCCAAGCCGCCUCUCAGUACAGGGGGGAAAAGAAGAAGGAAAUUAAGAAAAGCAGCCCAUUUGGAAGUGCACAGAGAAGGAGAUGGUUCUAGUACCACAGAUAAUUCACAGGAGGCAACAGUUCAGAGCCACUGUGCAAGCACUUCAUACAGCGUCGGCACUGUCUUCAGAGAUCUUUGGCAUGCUGCUUUCUUUUUAUCAGGAUCAAAGAAAACAAAGAAUUCAAUUGAUAAAUCAACUGAGACUGACAAUGGCUAUGUAUCCCUUGAUGGGAAAAAGACUGUUAAAACCAGUGAAGGUGGAAUACAAAGCCAUGAACCUCAAUGUGAAACUAUUCGAUCAGAAGAGACAACCUGGAACAAGGGAACACUGAGGAACAUUCCCAGUAAAGAUACCCAAAGGACAAUAACAAAUGUUUCUGAUGAAGUCUCCAGUGAAGAAGGACCUGAAACGGGAUACCCAUUACGCCGUAAUGUGGACAGGACUUCUGAGAGCAUUCUUCGGAAUAGAAAGUCACACCAUUAUAAGAAACAUUACCCUAAUGAGGAUGCCCCCAAAUCGGGUACUAGUUGCAGCUCUCGCUGUUCAAGUUCCAGACAGGAUUCUGAGAGCACAAGGCCAGAAUCUGAAACAGAAGAUGUAUUAUGGGAAGACUUGUUACACUGUGCAGAAUGCCGAUCAUCUUGUACCAGUGAGACCGAUGUGGAAAAUCCUCAAGUUAAUCCAUGUGUGAAAAAAGAAUAUAGAGAUGAUCCUUUUCACCAGAGUCAUUUGCCCUGGCUCCACAGUUCCCACCCAGGAUUAGAAAAAAUAAGUGCUAUAGUAUGGGAAGGCAAUGACUGUAAGAAAGCAGAUAUGUCUGUACUUGAAAUCAGUGGGAUGAUCAUGAACAGAGUGAAUAGCCAUAUACCAGGAAUAGGAUACCAGAUUUUUGGAAAUGCAAUCUCUCUAAUCCUGGGUUUAACUCCAUUUGUUUUCCGACUCUCCCAAGCUACAGACUUGGAACAACUCACUACACAUUCGGCUUCUGAACUUUACGCAAUUGCAUUCGGUUCUAAUGAAGAUAUCAUAGUUCUUUCUAUGGUUUUUAUAAGUUUUGUGGUUCGUGUGUCUCUUGUGUGGAUUUUCUUUUUUUUGCUCUGUGUAGCAGAAAGAACUUAUAAACAGCGCUUACUUUUUGCAAAGCUUUUUGGACAUUUAACAUCGGCAAGGAGGGCUCGAAAAUCUGAGGUUCCUCAUUUCCGGUUGAAGAAAGUACAAAAUAUAAAAAUGUGGCUAUCUCUUCGGUCCUAUCUUAAGCGUCGAGGUCCUCAGCGAUCAGUUGAUGUAAUAGUUUCCUCUGCUUUCUUGUUGACUAUCUCAGUUGUAUUUAUUUGUUGUGCUCAGUUGCUUCAUGUGCAUGAGAUCUUCCUUGAUUGUCACUACAAUUGGGAACUGGUGAUCUGGUGUAUCUCAUUAACACUUUUUCUGCUGAGAUUUGUUACUCUUGGAUCAGAAACAAGUAAAAAAUAUAGCAAUACCUCAAUAUUACUUACUGAACAGAUAAACCUAUACUUGAAAAUGGAGAAGAAACCUAACAAAAAAGAGGAACUGACAAUAGUGAACAAUGUUUUAAAACUGGCUACUAAACUGCUAAAGGAAUUGGACAGUCCCUUUAGGUUAUAUGGGCUUACAAUGAAUCCACUGCUUUAUAACAUCACCCAGGUUGUCAUCCUGUCAGCCGUUUCUGGUGUUAUCAGUGACUUGCUUGGAUUUAAUUUAAAGCUGUGGAAGAUCAAGUCAUGA